Messenger RNA from Panicum virgatum (switchgrass), 3903 nucleotides. RefSeq names its product beta-glucosidase 24-like. The record is from RefSeq and is a predicted model, not a curated record. Gene Ontology annotation, molecular function: beta-glucosidase activity. Lineage: Eukaryota; Viridiplantae; Streptophyta; Magnoliopsida; Poales; Poaceae. Gene Ontology annotation, biological process: carbohydrate metabolic process. The coding region runs from base 2254 to 3762 and encodes 502 amino acids. The transcript has 13 exons.
UCCAGGUAAAAGCCUAGACCAUUUUGGUCGGACGACGGCGGCGCCUUUUUGCGUCGUUCCCUCCCUGGAGGCAUUGUCUUGGAAGCUCUUGCCGGUGGUGGUCGUCUGCUCUUUCCGGAGAGGAUCCACUUCUGCGCCUGCCUUCGCUUAGUUUCCUCUAUAUCUCCAAGUUUACGUUGGUCAUCAGUUGGCGGAUGCUUUGCCGCCCCUCUUCGUAGGCGAAUACCUUGCCACUGUGCUGUUCUGGCGGAUACUUUGCCGCCGUGGUCGAUAGUUGGAGUUCACGUCUGGCGGAUGCUUUGCCGCCAUUGUCGGUUGGUCAGGUGGAUGCUUUGCCACCUUGUUUGUGUCGUCGACCUUGCACCUUUGGUGGUGUAGUUUCAUUUAGCAAGUUCAGCUGUGUGGUUUUGGUUAGGUUUCUGAGUCCGGGUCUGUCUCCUCCUCUGUUGUUCUUGCUGUUUUUGUUUGUGGUUAUGGUCGUCCACCACUUGCUUGGUGGUUCUAUAUGUCCGCUUUAAUAGCCUCUGUCUAUUAAGGUUUGUAAUGGUCGUAUUGCUUUUCUUUUAAUGAAAUACGUGCUCAGGCAUGUUCCCCAAAAAAGAGACGCAUUACUCUAACCUCUGGAGAGUUUCAGAUUAAACACUGCUUUCUCUCUAUCAAAAGCUAGAACUUUAAGAAUAAGAAUAAAAACGUUUCAAAAAAGGAUAAGAAUUAAAAAAAAUGAAUAGAAAAUGUCAUGUGUCACCACUGAAUCUGUAUUAGUUGGUGCAUAAACAUUCAAGACUGUUGGGUUGCUUUUUGUACGGUUUUGAACUUAAGACCGAGCGCGUAGCAUAGUGGUAGGGGUGGCAACGGUGCACCCUGUAGGUCGGGAGUUCGACUCCCUGGUCUAGUGAAGUAAAAAAAAAAAGGCCACUCUCACUAUACUCUAUACUAUUAAACACAGGAAAUACGUGGUCCACUAGCAGCUGUAGAGUGAUACGUAUCCGCAAGCGUGCUACGGCAUUCGUGGCACAUUCUGGGUAGCCGGGAUUCGUGACAUUUUCUGAACCCUGCGAAAGUGAAAACUUUUAUCUUUCCUGUCAAACCUCGGGCAUAUCAUCCCCAAUAGGUCGAGUUUUGUUUUAAUGGUUCUGAACUUAUGAACUAAGCUUCUUUUCUCUGGGUCUCCAAGCGUGAGUAUAAGCUACUACACUUCAGGGUGAAAAGCAUCCAAUUUUAGGCUCUCAUGUUCUCCAUAAAUAACUAACAGAGCCCGAACGCGAGCUAGAAACUAGGCCUUGAUGCUAGUACUAUUUUGUCUGCAAGUACUUCCACAAACUGAUUCAACUUGUAUAACAAAGCUGAGCAAUUCCAAAUUAAAUAAAGCCCUCCUCUCUAAAACCUCACCCCUGUCCGCACUAACUCGUGAACAGAAGAGACUAGGUUCCCCUCAAGGCACUGUUCAGCAUUAUAAGAGCCUUUUAAGUGCAUUAGGGGCACUCACUUUAAUUUCCCUAGAACAUUCACUAAAGAAAUGAGUGGUUUUAUGACUAAAAUACGCAUAUUUUCUUAUAAAGUAGAAAAUAAUACCAAUCUUGAUAUCCAAGGGGAUAACUUUUUUUUUUUAGAUUGAGCCCCCCCCUGCAUUAUCCUCCGAGCGUUGCCACUCAAAUUUCUUUUGAGUUUUCUAUACAAGCCACUUGACCUCUUGCAUGGCCUAUUUGGGAGGCUAAACAAAGGCGUCAAAGCAUAGUAAAGGGCGAAAGCUGGAUUCUUUCCUCACCCCCUGGAUGCUAUGGCCCUGUACUAGUUGCCCUUUUCUACCACUGGAGAUCUUUGAAGUUCUCUAUGAGCAAUGCAUUCCAAGGAUGGAUUACAUCCCAAAGCCCCCCAAAAUAGUGUUUUCUCCUUCGAGUAUAUAUACAUCUUUGCGCAUACUUGAAAGGACACUUUUGCCUCUUAAAUACACAUUCAGACAAGCACCUGGAAGUACAGCUGAACCACUAAAAAGAUUGCAUGCCAGAUGCGCGCCAUUUGUCUAAUGGCGUCCAAAAGACAAGGGUCACUCAUAGAUUAUGCAUCGACAAGACACGGUCUUCGCUGGUCACUCAGUGGCACCACUGGAACUAUUUGGUGAAACAGCUGGGCAUGUGGAUUUCCUGGUUUUUCUCUGCUACCAAACUGCCUCCCAAGAACCAGCCAGCCUAUAAAUAGCGCCCUGGCUGGUGAAACUCAUGAACACAGAGCUGGAGAUACACAGCAAGCUCAGCCAUGCCUCGGAUAUCGCCUCUGCUCUUGCUCUUGCCAUUCUUCUUCGCGGUGUCGACCGCGAAGCCGGAGAAGAUCAUCUCAAGGAGCCAGUUCCCCAGGGGCUUCCUCUUCGGCACAGCAUCGUCGGCCUACCAGUAUGAAGGAGCUGUGAGGGAGGGCGGCAGAGGGCCAAGCAUCUGGGACACCUACACUCACACUCAUCCAGAGAAGAUAGCAAAUGGAAGCAACGGAGACAUAGCAAUCGAUUCCUACCAUCGUUAUCAGGAGGAUGUCAAAAUCAUGAAGGAUAUAGGCUUUAAUGCCUAUAGAUUUUCUAUUUCUUGGACAAGAAUUCUGCCUAAUGGAAAACUGAGUGGAGGGAUCAACAUGGAAGGAAUAAAAUACUAUGACAACCUCAUUAACAAGCUAAUUUCAGAAGGAGUUGAACCAUUCGUGACCCUUUUUCAUUGGGAUUCCCCACAAGCAUUAGAACAGCAGUAUGGUGGCUUCUUGAGCCACCACAUUGUGGAAGACUUCCGUGACUACGCCAACAUAUGCUUUAAGGAGUUUGGAGACAGGGUCAAGAAUUGGAUAACAUUCAAUGAGCCUUGGAGUUUCAGUGUUGGUGGCUAUGCCAGUGGUAUAUUAGCACCAGGCAGAUGCUCCUCUUGGAAAAAUUCGGGAUGUAGCAUUGGAGACUCUGGAAAGGAACCUUACAUUGUAGCUCAUAACCAACUUCUCGCUCACGCAGCAGCGGUUCAAGUGUACAGAGACAAAUACCAGGGAAAACAAAAGGGAAAAAUAGGAAUUACUCUAGUCAGUAAUUGGAUGAUUCCAUACUCAAAUUCCAAGAAAGACAAGGAUGCUGCCAAGCGUGAACUGGAAUUUAUGUAUGGCUGGUUCAUGGAUCCUUUAACCAAUGGAGAUUACCCACUCAGUAUGAAAACACUAGCUGGUAAUAGAUUACCAAGAUUCACGAAAGAACAGUCAAAUGCAAUAAAUGGAUCGUUCGACUUCAUCGGUCUCAACUACUAUACAUCAAGAUACAUUCAGAAUGCCAACUACAGUAACAGUGUAAACAAAAGCUAUGAUACUGAUUCACUGACCAAUCAAACAGUUGAAAGACAUGGGACAGCUAUUGGUCCAAAGGCUGGAUCUCCUUGGCUCUACAUCUAUCCAAAAGGUAUAGAAGAGCUCCUGCUAUACACCAAGAAGACGUAUAACAAUCCUACAAUCUACAUCACAGAAAAUGGAGUUGAUGAAAUUAACAAUGAAAACCUACCACUUCAAGAAGCCUUAGUUGACAAUACCAGAAUAGAAUUCUACAGGCAACACCUAUUCCACAUUCAAAGAGCCGUAAGGGAAGGAGCUGAUGUACGAGGAUAUUUUGCAUGGUCGCUAUUUGACAAUUUCGAGUGGAUGGAUGGUUAUACUGUGAGAUUUGGUAUUAAUUAUAUCGACUACAAGGAUGGUUUGAAAAGAUAUCCAAAGCAUUCCAGCAAAUGGUUCCAGGAUUUCCUUCAUAAAUAAAAUUUUGUACCAUGCAUGUCAAAAGUGUUUCUAUGGAGCAACAUCAUCAGUGUAACAUCCAGAUUUUGUCGUCUAUCCAGCUUCCAGUUGUAUAAGUGAUUCUCAAUAAGUCAGAUGAGAUAGGUGAUUGGAUUGCGGUUC